AUGAAAGCAACGAAAUUAACAAAUGUGUGCUUGUAUAGAUUGUUGUCACUAUCAACUUGCAGAUUCGAUAAGAAAACGGUGGCAUCGAAAGAUUUACUCGCAGAGUAUGAAAAGAAACGGGAUUUUAAGAAAACAAACGAACCUAAACCAAUGAAAGAUCAGCAUGAAAUGAAUCAACAUCGAUUUGUUGUACAGGAGCAUCACGCCUCGACGUUACAUUUUGACUUUCGACUUGAAUUGAACGGCGUUAUGAAAAGCUGGUAG
Molecule: messenger RNA, 264 nt
Organism: Adineta ricciae
Lineage: Eukaryota; Metazoa; Rotifera; Eurotatoria; Adinetida; Adinetidae
Source: the annotation of a GenBank genome assembly